UUCACAUCUUCAAAGGCUAAUGGUCACCCAGCCUUCAAGAUGCCUAGGGGGAACCAGCCACCGCAGGAUCUCGACGCCACCACAGAAGGCAGCCAUUCACUCCAACACCCCCCAAAAUGCAACAAUCCAAGGCAGACCCCAGAGCACACCCCCGCAGUGACCGAACAGAAGGGGGCCACACCCCGAGGCAGAGGCCGGGUGGGGUCCGCGCGUCGGCUGACCUCCCAGUCCAAGCUCUCCUCUGCCCAGGGUUCGCGCACACGCGGCCCUCCUGCAGGCCAGCGGAUCCCAGAGCGACCCAACCCCACGGACCCACGCAAGGGCAAGGGAACAGCCUCGGGGCGGCGUGACAAUCGGCAGCGAACGACUUUCACCACGAAGCCCGAAACCUCCACGCCGAAGCCCCCCACCCCCGAGCACCCCAGCAUGGCCCGUGGCGGCAGUCAGAACUGGAGCUCAGGGGAGUCGGACGGCCAGCCAGAGGAGCAGACUUCAGAGGAGAACGGAGACAAGAUGGUGAAGGAGACCCAGUACUAUGACAUCCUGGGGGUGAAGCCCAGCGCGUCCCCGGAGGAGAUCAAGAAGGCCUAUCGGAAGCUGGCGCUCAAGUACCACCCGGACAAGAACCCGGAUGAGGGCGAGAAGUUUAAGCUUAUAUCCCAGGCAUAUGAAGUCCUUUCAGAUCCUAAGAAAAGAGACAUCUAUGACCAAGGUGGAGAACAGGCAAUUAAAGAAGGGGGAUCGGGCAGCCCCAGCUUCUCUUCACCCAUGGAUAUCUUUGAUAUGUUCUUUGGUGGUGGAGGACGGAUGACUAGAGAGAGAAGAGGCAAGAAUGUUGUCCACCAGCUGUCAGUAACUCUGGAAGACUUAUAUAAUGGAAUCACUAAGAAACUGGCCCUCCAGAAAAAUGUAAUUUGUGAGAAAUGUGAAGGCAUCGGUGGGAAAAAGGGGUCUGUGGAGAAGUGCCCCCUGUGCAAGGGGCGGGGGAUGCAGGUCCACAUCCAGCAGAUUGGGCCGGGCAUGGUACAGCAGAUUCAGACUGUGUGCAUCGAGUGCAAGGGCCAGGGCGAGCGCAUCAACCCCAAGGACCGCUGUGAGAACUGCAGCGGUGCCAAGGUUACCCGAGAGAAGAAGAUUAUCGAGGUGCACGUGGAGAAAGGUAUGAAGGAUGGGCAAAAGAUACUGUUUCAUGGAGAAGGAGAUCAGGAGCCUGAGCUGGACCCUGGCGAUGUGAUAAUUGUGCUUGAUCAGAAGGAUCAUAGUGUCUUUCAGAGACGAGGCCAGGAUCUGAUCAUGAAAAUGAAAAUUCAGCUCUCUGAAGCUCUUUGUGGCUUCAAGAAGACAAUAAAAACGCUGGAUGAUCGAGUCCUUGUCAUUUCAUCUAAGUCAGGUGAGGUGAUAAAGCAUGGGGACCUGAAGUGUAUCCGCAACGAGGGAAUGCCCAUCUACAAAGCCCCUCUGGAGAAGGGGAUGAUGAUCAUACAGUUUUUAGUAGUCUUCCCUGAAAAACAGUGGCUCUCUCAGGAGAGGCUUCCUCAGCUGGAGGCCCUGCUUCCCCCUCGGCAGAAGGUGAGGAUCACAGAUGACAUGGAUCAGGUGGAGUUGAAGGAGUUCAAUCCCAACGAGCAGAGCUGGCGCCAGCACAGGGAGGCCUAUGAGGAAGAUGAUGAAGGACCCCGAGCUGGCGUGCAGUGCCAGACGGCAUGAUGGUGCGGUGUGGCCUGGCCUGGUUGGACUCUAGUACAUGAUGAAUGUAAACUUGGCACAAUGAAAAUGGCAUCGCUUUAAUAGCCUCACGUUUGGGGUGUCCCGUGUAUGUGUUCAGCAGUCUCCACUGCUGAGUAUCUCUUGGGUUUUCUUGUUUCUCUUCUAGUUGUAACUUAAGUUAUAGCUUGAUUUAUAUUUAAAUGUUAUAAGUUCAAUCCCCUCUAGUCUGCAUAUGGAAUCUGUUUCAUUUGUACUUUCAGGACUUAUUUUGGAGAUGCCAGUACCACACUGACCUUUUGUGCUUCUUAGUGGCUUCGCCAUGGUUCAUUCCCACAGUAGGCCCAGAGGACCACUCUUGGCCCCUAACAAAGGCCCAGAAGGUGGGUGUCUGGCCCAUCUCUAGUCUGUGGUUUUUCUCCCCUUCCUCCCUUGGCAGAGUCACCAAGGGUAUGAGCUCAGGUCUGCUAGUAACAUUUCUGAAUCUAGACUCUAGAACUCUUAGAUAGAAAAAGCCCACAUAUGGCUUGCAGUAGGCCCAGCAUGCCUGGUUCAUACUGAGUAGGCUGGACUCAAAAGCUGCAGAGACAGUCUAGGUCAUACUGUUCUUUCCCCUUGACUGGUUAGAAAGGGGGUUGUUUGAACAUCUCUUUUGGAAGUUUCCUGAACUUCCCAAGCCUUGUGAUGACAAGCCCAUUUUAAAUGAUAAGCCAAUAAAGCCAUUUGCCUGUAACCCCAUACCUUGUUCUUUGUGCUCUUAAUGAUCAUCUACUGACGACCUUUGCAGUGUUGUCCCACCAAAGUGCUUUCUUUCCCUAAGGAAAGCUAAGCCCUUCAUAUGUAUCCCUGGCAGCCCUGACCAGCUGCAGAAACAACCAAAGGGGAGUGCUGGUGGCUUAGUUCCCAGCACACCAGCUUAACGUCUUAAGGGUGUGCAAUGGCGCAGACCCCUCAGUAUUUCCUCCUUCCUAAAGGCCCGUUGUUCUCACUGUACAGCCAUACUGCAAAGGGCUUUCUGCUUGUGAAGUGUGGUGAGAACUGGCCCAACCAGGUUCUAGUUGGCUGGCAAUGACAGCUGCUUGGGAACACGUUCUAGUUUUCUAGUUACUACUUUAUUCCUGGCAAGUAGACUGCACUUUAAAUAAAGGCUACCUCAGCCUCUAGCCGUAACCACUCCCUUCUUUUCUACAAAUGAAGUUAAAUACCCUGCUUUUUAAGCUGCUGGGAUAAACCUGUCAAAUCCACCCUUACUUGGUUUUUAUGGUACCAGACUUUGACACAGACCAGGAACCUCUCCUGGGGGCGGUCAAAGGGCAAAUGAGACCUAUGGCUGGUCAGGUAAGCCAGCUGGCAGGAGCAGGCUCCUGUGUGACACUGCUGGCUAGCGACGCAUGCGUUUCCAAGUACAGUGCUCGCUUUGACCGCAGGCCAUGACAGACUUAAAACUGCUCCUCCAGUCAAUAAAUGGACCACAACUCCAGGGUGGUGUUUCUGUGCUGUGACUUACAAAUAAAUCAUGGUUGGAGAGCUACUACUUAGCUUGUGUAGGACAAAACUAGACUCAGCUCUUUGUUAUGAAUCUACAGGGUGUUGCUUAACUGUCCCACCUGUACACUUUCCACUUUAAAAUUAAAAUUGAACUGGUAUGAGA
Mus caroli (Ryukyu mouse) is the source of this 3355-nucleotide messenger RNA. It is a transcript of the gene Dnaja4, whose product is annotated as DnaJ heat shock protein family (Hsp40) member A4. NCBI's taxonomy places the organism in Eukaryota, Metazoa, Chordata, Mammalia, Rodentia, Muridae. Gene Ontology annotation, molecular function: Hsp70 protein binding; ATP binding. Gene Ontology annotation, biological process: protein folding; response to heat. The record is from RefSeq and is a predicted model, not a curated record.